AUGUCGCCUUGGCGCGCUCGUCUUCGUCACACUGUCGUGAGAUCGUGCUAAAAGAAUCGCCAUCCGAGUUGCAGCAUAUUCCACUCUCAUCAUGUCGAAGAUGCGAAUCCCACUUCAAUUUACCUCCAUUUCCCUCUCUUCCAUCGCCCCAUUUCUGUCGACAAGCUGUAGAGGUAAAUCGCCGCCAUGAAAUGGAUAUGCAUUGCCCCUUUUUUGCUAUUAACUGGGUUGAUUGUGGCUGAUGAUCGACGAAUCCCCACCACCCUCGAUGGCCCAUUUAUUCCCGUUACUCGUCGAUUUGAUCCGUCUUUGAGGCGUGGUAGCGAUGAUUUGCCCAUGGAUCAUCCAAGGCUUCGGAAGAAUGUUUCAUCUAACUUCCCUGAACAGAUAUCGCUUGCGAUUUCCACUCCAAGCUCCAUGUGGGUCUCGUGGGUUACGGGGGAUGCUCAGAUUGGUGAAAAUGUGACUGAGCUGGAUCCAUCGUCUAUUGCCAGUGAGGUUUGGUACGGAAAAGAAAGUGGAAAGUAUACGAGUGUGAGAAGAGGGUUUUCAACUGUUUACAGUCAGCUAUAUCCAUUUGAAGGGCUGCUCAAUUACACUUCAGGCAUCGUUCACCAUGUCAGAAUCGACGGUCUUGAACCUGAAACCAAGUAUUAUUACCAGUGUGGAGAUAGCUCUAUUUCAGCUUUGAGUAAAGAGCACGUCUUCGAGACUUUACAAUUGUCGAGCAAAAGUUCAUAUCCUCGUAGAAUAGCCAUUGUUGGAGACUUGGGACUUACAAGCAAUUCAACAUCAACCAUUGAUCAUCUGGUUGAGAAUGAUCCUUCUCUGAUCUUGAUGAUAGGAGAUUUAACUUAUGCGAAUCAAUACCUCACAACUGGUGGCAAGGGAGCUUCAUGUUUUUCAUGUGCAUUUCCAGAUGCUCCCAUCAGAGAGACAUAUCAACCCCGUUGGGAUGGGUGGGGCAGGUUUAUGGAGCCAGUAACUUCACGAGUUCCAAUGAUGGUUAUUGAGGGUAACCAUGAGAUUGAGCCCCAAAUUUCCGGAAUCACUUUUAAAUCAUAUUUGACAAGAUUUGCAGUGCCCUCUGCUGAAAGUGGCUCAAAUAGCAGCUUCUACUACUCAUUCAAUGCUGGAGGAAUUCAUUUUCUUAUGUUGGGAGCAUAUGCCGAUUACAACGCUAUCGGUGCUCAGUAUGCUUGGCUGAAAGAAGAUCUGGAUAACGUGGACUGUACAGUGACCCCUUGGUUAGUAGCUGCCUGGCAUCCUCCAUGGUACAAUAGCUAUUCUUCUCAUUACCAAGAAUUUGAAUGCAUGCGUCAAGAGAUGGAACACCUUCUUUAUGAGCAUGGUGUCGAUAUUGUUUUUUCUGGUCAUGUACAUGCCUAUGAACGCACGAACAGAGUGUACAACUAUACACUGGAUCCUUGUGGCCCGGUUUACAUAACAGUUGGAGAUGGUGGAAACAUUGAGAAGGUUGAUGUGGACCAUGCUGAUGACCCUGGAAAAUGUCCUUCAGCUGGUGAUAACGUUCCAGAAUUUGGAGGAAUGUGUCGUUUGAACUAUUCUUCCGGUCCAGCAGAAGGGAAGUUUUGUUGGAACACCCAACCGGAAUGGAGUGCAUUUAGAGAAAGCAGCUUUGGUCAUGGAACGCUUGAGGUAACAAAUUCAACGCAUGCUUUGUGGACUUGGCACCGGAAUCAAGAUGUGUACAAGGAAGAUAGCCAUGGAGAUCAAAUAUACAUUGUUCGACAACCCGAGUUGUGCUUUCCAACUACCAAGCACAUAGGCACCUCUCUCAGGUAGAUAUGCACUACAGACGCUUCUCCCAUUUCUUGCCCAAGUAACCACUGUUGAGAGGUCCACAGUUCUAAAUUUAUUCAACUAUUCUCUCACAGGUACUCUCAGUUGUCUCUUCACUUUCAAUGGCUCUCAUCUUAUCAUCAGUCCCCAGCAUGCUGUAGCUUAGCUAUCACUUAUCAGUUGGAAAUAAAUCCUCUCCAUUCAAAUUGGAGUGUAUGGUUCAGCUUGGAUUCCCGUAAUUGAUGUUGGCAUCAUCUUGAUAUUUCUUCUCUAUGGAUCUAUUUGGAGCUGACUUUUUAAAUUUUUUAAAAACCAUUUUAAAUACAAAAAGUCAAUCUAAACACGCCCUAAUGAUUUGUAGGGCUAACAGAAGUCAGUUGGCAUGUUAUGGAUGAGCGACCGACAAUCACUUCAAGAAGUUUCAGACCUUAACCUGCUUAUGCACUCUUUUUUCCCCCUUCAAAUGUCCAUUGAAGGACUCUUGAUUCUUCCACUAACGAUAGUCUCCUCAAAGGAAGGUACUAUAUUUUUUUCUUACCCAAGAAAAAAGUUGUUGGCAUUAGCUAUUAAUUAUUGUAUCUAUUUUUUGCUGAUACCCGUUUUAAAUAUAACUCACCAGUAAUUUAUACACUGGUUUUUUUCAUUUUCCUUAUCAAGAAUUUGCUAUUAUAUUUUAAGUUGAAGACUUAAAUUACUAUUUUGGUCUCUGUAUUUUUAUUUUGGUU
Messenger RNA from Benincasa hispida (wax gourd), 2528 nucleotides. Lineage: Eukaryota; Viridiplantae; Streptophyta; Magnoliopsida; Cucurbitales; Cucurbitaceae. The record is from RefSeq and is a predicted model, not a curated record.